Maudiozyma saulgeensis is the source of this 654-nucleotide messenger RNA. NCBI's taxonomy places the organism in Eukaryota, Fungi, Ascomycota, Saccharomycetes, Saccharomycetales, Saccharomycetaceae. The record is from the annotation of a GenBank genome assembly.
AUGACCCCUACAACUACACACGCUUUACUCGCUAAGUAUUCUCCUUUAUAUAAAGAAACUACUCAGCACCAAUUGACUAAUAAAUUAUGUCAAGGUACAUUAAAUGAUCGUACUCUAUACAUCUAUUUAGCUCAAGACCUAAUGUUUUUCGAAAGUAGUCUAAGGUUAAUUUGUAAAGCAACUUCCUUAGCUCCAGAAUCCGAUAGUCUGUUAACGUUAGCUAAAAAAAUCGGUUUUUUCGCUAAUGAUGAAAAUACAUAUUUUAGAGAUUGUUUAAAAGAGGUAGAAGCUGCCGUACCAUCUAGUGAGGAACGUCACAAAUUUUUAAAGGAAAUGUUACCUGGGGUCAAUGAAUAUAUUAAAUUCAUUGAGGAAAGUGUCGCUGAUACAAGUCUGACAUAUGCCCAAUAUAUCACAAUCAUUUGGGCUUGCGAACAAAUUUAUUUAAGUUGGGCACAUGAAUCACCAAAGAAGAAAGAUUUGCAUUGGAAGCAUCAAACUUGGAUCGAUCUACAUGAUGGGGAACACUUCAUUUCAUGGUGUGACUUCUUAGAAGCAGAAGUAAAUAAAUUUUCAAUUGAACAAGUUGAAAAACAAUUUACUGCUGUUUUACAACAUGAAUUCAAUUUCUUUGAUAAUUGUUACAAAGCUUGA